Messenger RNA from Mitosporidium daphniae, 423 nucleotides. RefSeq lists its product as uncharacterized. The record is from RefSeq and is a predicted model, not a curated record. The transcript has a single exon. Bases 1 to 423 code for a protein of 140 amino acids. NCBI's taxonomy places the organism in Eukaryota, Fungi, Microsporidia.
AUGACCGAAAUACAAGACAGGCGUGUUGAGCUCCUCAAGGCACUUGAUGAGCUCCGAGGCGAGAUUUUGCCGGACAUCUUCUCCUCGGCACUAAUACUCAAACAGUCCGAUCCUUCCUAUAACCCAACGCCAGAUGCAAUUCAACGAACGAGGCUCCAACUACAUAUUUUCAUUGAAAAGGCCAUAUCGAUCAUUUCAAAUACCGAAGAUUUUUUGUUCUACCUGAAAAGAAUUUCUCUUGUUAAUAAGUACUCUCUUUCUAAAGAGGAGAAUUUCGACUCUGUUUCUAAAUUCUAUAAAAUGAACUCGAUUGCUCUGCACCGCAAACGAGAAUCUUUGAUCGACGACAUACGCGGGAUAAUUAAAUCGCGUCAAGGGUCGUUAGAUGUUUCGCUCGUUAAUUUAUGCGGCCACUUUAUUUGA